CGGCAACCAAUCAAGCCAGAGGCAAUGGGUAGAAAAGAGCAGACGUUCUGUGCUCUCCAACCAGGACCAAGUUAACUACACUGGCUUACAACAGUUGCUCUAUUAUCCAUUUCUACAUUUUGACUGAGAAGAAGAUGAGGGUCAUCAAUAUCGGUCUUCUGCUGGUUUGUGCAGCCUUUGCUCAGUCCUUCAAGUCUCAAGGUGGGGUGAGUCUGAGAGAGGAGGAGGACAUGUGGGGGAACUACCUAAUGGACAGAGAUGACAACCAUGCCGAGAUCAAAGCUGUCCUUCCAGGUACCUGCUUUGCGUGUAAGCGCAUCAUCAACAAGGUCAAGACCAAGCUGAAUGGUGAUAAGAGCAAGGAUAACAUCACUGCUAUACUGGACUCUAUUUGUCGCAGCUUGUUGAAGCUGAAAGGUGUCUGCAACAAACUGGUCAAUAAAUACAAAGAACAACUGAUUGAUGCACUUGCCAGUGAUGUGGAUGCAGGGAAUACCUGUAAAAAAUUGAAGCUAUGCAAAUGAGAUACCAUUUACCCAUGACUGCCCUGGGCACAGGUCUGAGCAUACAUGUUCUGUCUGUUUUUUUUCAGAUGAACACGCUGUCAUAGCUUAGCUUUACAUUAUUUUCAUACACAACUGUCUGGAUGGAAUGGCAGUCUUUAAAGUCACUUGCAUUGCUACUGCAAUUUCAUUGAAUUAAAUACUGAAACUUA
Oncorhynchus tshawytscha (Chinook salmon) is the source of this 715-nucleotide messenger RNA. Its product is annotated as saposin-C. Gene Ontology annotation, biological process: defense response to bacterium; killing of cells of another organism; antimicrobial humoral immune response mediated by antimicrobial peptide. NCBI's taxonomy places the organism in Eukaryota, Metazoa, Chordata, Actinopteri, Salmoniformes, Salmonidae. Bases 135 to 524 code for a protein of 129 amino acids. The transcript is spliced from 4 exons. Gene Ontology annotation, cellular component: cytolytic granule. The record is from RefSeq and is a predicted model, not a curated record.